UGCCGGUGCAAAAGCUGCGCAGACAGAGUGUUAUAUUAAUGCGGUGUCCCGUUCAACCGAGAGUGCUUGAUCACAACUGCUUUCAUUCUACACAGACCACAAUGUUCAUACUCGCUACAAUCAUCUGCAGUGUUGUUCUGCUCCUGCUUCAGCUGCUCCGGACACGCUAUAAUGCGCUGAGGCCCAUCCCGGGCCCUUUCUUGGCCAGUUUCAGUAAUAUCUGGAAAGUCGCCUCCGUUUACCGGCAAAACAUGCACCUAGACAAUGUGGCGGCCCAUCAACGCUAUGGAUCCGUCGUUCGUAUCGGUCCGCAUCAUGUCUCCGUGUCCAGCCCCGAGGCCUUUUCGCAGGUUCACGCCUCCCGGAGCGCUUUCCCUAAGACCGAUUUCUACGAAGUGGGUGCGCCUAACUUCCGGAACGGUCCGCUUGAGAACCUUUUCUCGAUCCGAGACCCUCACUACCAUGCGUCUCUGCGCAAGAAUAUUGCCGGGCUGUACACUAAAUCCGCCGUGAAGGAAUUUGAGCCGAAGAUCGGCGACUGCGUGGCGCUGUUCCUGCGACGCAUGAAAGAGGAACAGGCUAAGUCCUUGGAUAUGUCGUCAUGGUUGCAUUUCUACGCCUAUGACUGUCUGAGCGAGGUGAAUGUGUCGCAGAAGAUAGGAUUUCUGGAGCACGGACAUGAUAUGAACGGUUGGAUAGAGGCCGCUGACCGGGUGUUCCUGGCCGUUGGAUUGUUCACCCAAGCUCCGAUUCUGCAAUCGAUAUUCCGGAUGCUGUCGUCUGUUCUGCUGACUGAAAAGAGCGAGCCUCUUCUCCUGUUCACGAAUGAAAAGUUGGAAGAGCGUCAAAAGUCUUCCGAGAAAAAGACCGACAUGCUGAAUAAAUUCCUGACGCUCCAAGAGUCGCACCCCGAGAAAGUCUCUGCGCGUGAAAUCCACGCCGCUAUCUACAUUAACCUGUAUGGCCCCUGGCAUAUCUUCCUUGCCCUGCUUGCAACGAGAGUCAAACUGAUUGUUCGGGAUUGUAGAAUGGCCGGCCAUGACGUCCUCGCCAUCACCCUGCGCGCCAUUUGGUACUAUCUUGCGCAGAACCCGCGUGUCGUGAGAAUCCUGCGCGAGGAAAUCACGACCGCACGGAGAGAAGAAGGUCUAUCAGACGAUGAGAAUUCUCAGUUACCAUAUUCGAAGGCCUCGUCGCUACCUUAUCUGGACGCCGUAAUUCACGAGACCUUCCGCGUUCACCCCAACACGGGGACGAUUCUCGAGCGCAAAGUCCCAAAAGACGGUGUCACAAUUGACGGGUACUAUCUUCCCGCUAACACUACAGUGGGAGUAAACGCCUGGGUGCUUCAUCGCGAUCCAAUCUUCGGCGCGGAUGCCGAUGUCUAUAGACCGGAGCGGUGGAUUGAAGCGACUGCACAGGAGAGGACUGAGAUGAAAAAGCUAUUGUUUACGUUCGGCGCCGGCACCCACACCUGCAUUGGCCAGAACAUUGCCAUGAUCCAAACCGUCAAAAUCGUGGCGGAGUUCUUCUACCGAUUUAAUAUCGAGCUGACCCAUCAGCGACCGUGGAAAGUAAUGGGCAGUUGGGUGACGAAACAGACGGAAAUGGACAUGACGAUAACAGGGGCGUAGGAAAAUGCAACAAUCCAUGUACGAUAAACCCUAGUUAGUUUCACGAUAACUCACAGAAAAUUGAGCAAACAAGACCUAAUUUAACGCUAUAACCGGCCCAUGCAUAAGUGUUCAGUAGCGCCAACGUGGCGCCAGUUUUCCCGUGCGAUCAAGUGGGAAUC
Molecule: messenger RNA, 1795 nt
Organism: Aspergillus melleus
Lineage: Eukaryota; Fungi; Ascomycota; Eurotiomycetes; Eurotiales; Aspergillaceae
Product: cytochrome P450
Exons: 6
Coding region: 39-1634 (531 amino acids)
Molecular function (GO): oxidoreductase activity, acting on paired donors, with incorporation or reduction of molecular oxygen; heme binding; iron ion binding
Source: RefSeq, a predicted model, not a curated record